AUGGAGUACACAACCGCUCUCCGCCAGGACGAACGCACCUUUCAACAGAAAUGGUGGGCCUACCUCCCAAGCCUCCCCAACUCCAGUUCCAAUUCCAACUCCAACGUUAACAACGCCAGACUACUCGCCAAACAAAAAUCCGCAUGGUCAAAAGCCCUAAACCAACGAUACCCCAAACUCAAAUGGCUAGUCCUAGACAUACCCACCAAGUGUAUCGCCCUAGCACCAGCCUUCAGAUCAUCGUUCAUCCAUUUAAUCAAGACGGAAGGACUGGAAGGACUCGUUCUCAACCCCCGGACGAUGACGUCGCGCGUGUUCCGGCGGUGCAAGGAUCUCAAGUACAUGGUGUUCGGGAGUGAGCAUGUAGCCAAGCCGCCCACCAUGCCCCUCCGCCCAGAGAGGAUACCCCUCCGCGAACUCAUAACUGUGAAAGUCUUGGACUUGUCCGCCACCGCAACCUCGGGCAUGGAGGGGUGGUUCGAGACUUUGUCCCAGAGGACCUUUAAGUGUACGAGGCUGGAGCGGUGUCGGAUAUCGGUUGACUAUAACCACGGCUUGUUCCGGCGUUUCCAUAUCGACUUUUUGGAGUUGUCGCGGAGGACGUUGGUGCAUAUCCAGAUAUACUUCAAGUGGCAUGUGUUUACGCCGUACAGGCCUGCAGAGGGAUUCAACCUCUUCAACUUUGCCCACUUUCCCCAGUUGAGAAUACUCGCUAUAUCGGCGCACUUUCCCGAGGGGAAGGGUAUCCUUGAUUGGCUCUCGAGAUCAGUGCAGGCCUGUGGAGGGGAUGUGAACUGCAAGAUAGAGUUAUAUUUCAGAGCGGUGAAGGAGGUCCCGUCCAGCCCUCCACAAUACGACGUUCAAGAAACCGACUCACCAUCCAACUUGGAAGAUUGGAUUAACGAGUGGGCCAAACGGAUGGAUCGUAGGCUUGGCCCGGUUCUGCGAGAUAUCGACAUCGCCAUCUUCUUGGACAUGCGAGACACGCUAGAUUGCCCAGACUGGUAUGUCGCCCCCCAUACGAUGCCUAGUGAAAUGAAAUGGAAUGGUGGGUAUCCCGCGUUGUCUCCCUCCUUUGCUCCCGAGGUGGGGCGAACCAUGAGUGCCCAGAAAUGA
This is a messenger RNA of Coprinopsis cinerea okayama7#130, 1116 nucleotides long. RefSeq lists its product as hypothetical. The record is from RefSeq and is a predicted model, not a curated record. The transcript is spliced from 4 exons. Lineage: Eukaryota; Fungi; Basidiomycota; Agaricomycetes; Agaricales; Psathyrellaceae. Bases 1 to 1116 code for a protein of 371 amino acids.